Messenger RNA from Truncatella angustata, 1645 nucleotides. RefSeq lists its product as uncharacterized. The transcript is spliced from 2 exons. NCBI's taxonomy places the organism in Eukaryota, Fungi, Ascomycota, Sordariomycetes, Amphisphaeriales, Sporocadaceae. Gene Ontology annotation, cellular component: nucleus. Gene Ontology annotation, biological process: rRNA processing. The record is from RefSeq and is a predicted model, not a curated record. Bases 99 to 1154 code for a protein of 351 amino acids.
GCGGGAGGCUCCUGGCAUUUGAUUUGAUUUGAUUUAUAGACUUGGAUUUGGCCUGCAGCCUGGGACUCGCACAUCUUUAGAGAUAUGACCGAGUCAAGAUGGGAUCCAGCACACGGAAAAAGAAUGAGAAGAAGAAGGACUUCAAAAAGCCCAAGCUGAAAGUAGGAAAGGCGAAGCCAAAGCCUGCCAACUUCACCGAUACUAGUUUCAAGUCAAAGGCCAUCGUUCUUCACGAGCAGCUCAGGGAAGAUGCGCCAGAUGUGCUCGAGCGCUUCAAGCACCACCUAUCGCUCUUGACCUCAAGAACAGACAGCCAGCGCCGCGAUGCUCUGGCUUACCUGACAGGCCAAAUGUCGACAACUCCACCGUAUAACCCCGUCGGCACCCCUACGCUUAUGAUGAAGCUACUCCCGCUCAUGAUAGAUGCCACCGGCUCCGUUCGCAACCAGCUCCUCAAGCUCCUGAGGACCAUUCCCGCCCCCGAAGUGCGAUCCGAAGUCGAGAAGAUAAUGCGGUACAUUCGAGGUGCCAUGACGCAUAUAUCGCAAGAAAUCAAGGACGACGGGCUAAACUAUAUGGAUUGGCUCCUCGACGUGGCAGGGGACCAGGUCGUCGAAAGCGCUGGCUGUUGGGUCAAACCUCUAAAGGAUUUCGAGUCGGUUUUGGCCUGGACUGCCUACGCCAAAGCGACCACGACGACACCUGGAAAGGGUGGCUGGACGUCAGCUCCUCGGACAACGUUUGGAGCAAAGAAAUUUGGCGCUUCCUAUCCGAGACAAAUCAGUGUCGUGGCCAAGUUUCUAGAGUGCGGAUUCAAGAGACCGGAGCCGAUUCCCUGGGAUGCUGGGCAAUGGUUCAAGAGCUUCACACAUUUGCCCACGACUCCUGAUCCCUACGGAUAUAUCGGGCUAUUCUCAGUGCCUCGCGACGAGGACGGCAGGAUGUAUAGGGAUCGUGAGGAUCGACAGGCAAUAUUUCACAAGCAGUUUUACGACACGUUCAGUAAGGGAGUCGAAGAAGCCAAGAAGGAAGGCGGCUUGGCUGGGCGAGCCGCCGCUCAGCUGGAUAAGGUGCUCAAAGAUGGCAUGAGCGACUACGAGGACACGAAACGAUGCAAUGAAGACGAUGGGCUUUGGAGUGGCUAUAUCAUGUGAUCUAUAACAUAACUAGACGAGGUCAGUUUCCUAUCAAGAUACCCAAUUGCGCAUAUCAGUGCUAUCGGUUCUCGGCUUCCUGGUGAUAGAUAUCACAGUUGCGGCUAACCACUCUUAUUGCUCUCCCCUUUGUCUGCUUUUUCUUUGACCGUUAUCAGAUACUUUCAUUUCCAACCAACUGUGGUUGACAACUGGACUGGGAUCAUCCCAUUAUGUUUUGAAUCUAGUGAGUCUUGAGCUAGUACAGGCUCUAAAAAUCGAUGACAGGCCAGCAGAGAGCUGUCGGGCUAUACAGCAUCAAACCGAGAGCAUUGAGUACCUUGACCAAGUCUUGUAUACAAAAGCUUCCGGGUGGUCUACACAUCGCUAGACCCAGCAUCUAAUAACGUGAUUGUGAUGGUUCGUGCUGUAUCUGAUCAGGCACUUCGGUGUAUAGUUACGUACAUACCGUAUUCUAGAGGAUCUCAAGACUGUUUCGCUUUGUACGAUCC